AACCCUACUUCUCAUGAAGAAAAAUGGCAUCUCUUUCUCUUCUCCCUCCUUUCUCACUCUCUCACACACACAGAGUACAUAAAGCUGAUAAGGUAUAUAAGCUGUCCAUUUGAGCAAUAAAUGCAUCUUCUUCAAACUGAAAUUGCAUGCGUGAGCCUAUAAAUACAGUCCCUUCGGAUGUAAUUUCUUUCUCUCUCUCUAGAAGACAUGAUUGCUGGAUCACCGUCGCAGAUGGCGUUCAAACUGGUGGCGUAAGUGGUGGUUGGUAAUGACUACCACCGGAAUGGCGUUCUACUCCACCAAUUUCAUGCUGCAAACUCCUCCUGAAUUAGAUAAUGACCACCAACCCUCCACCUCUCUCGCUCCAAUUCCUCCCUCUUGCCCUCCUCAACACUUCCAUGGUAUGACUCCAUUUCUAGGCAAGAGAUCAUCCAUGUCGUUUUCCGGGGUCGAUGUUUGCGAAGAAAAUCAUGGUGGAGAGGAUGAUUUAUCGGAUGACGGAUCACAAAUGGGAGAGAAGAAGAGGAGACUUAACAUGGAGCAAGUGAAGACACUUGAGAAGAACUUUGAGUUGGGGAACAAGCUUCAGCCCGAGAGAAAAAUGCAGUUGGCUCGAGCUCUAGGCCUACAACCAAGACAAAUUGCAAUUUGGUUCCAAAACAGAAGGGCAAGAUGGAAAACUAAGCAAUUGGAGAAAGAUUAUGAAAUUCUUAAGAGACAGUUUGAAGCCGUGAAAGCAGAAAAUGAUGCUCUACAAGCUGAAAACCAGAAACUCCAGUCAGAGAUUUUGGCACUAAAGAUAAAUAAGGAGCCAAUGGAGUCAAUUAAUCUAAACAAAGAAACAGAAGGAUCUUGCAGCAACAAAAGUGAAAAUAGUUCUGAUAUAAGGCUAGACAUUUCAAGAACUCCAGCAAUUGAUAGCCCUUUAAUCACAAAUCCAACUAGCAGAACCCUCUUCCCAUCUUCAUUGAGGCCUGCAGGAAUGACCCAGUUCUUCCAGAGUUCACCGAGACCGGCCGAGAUUUCGUGCCAUAAAAUGGACCAAACUGUUAAAGAUGAAGGCUUAUGCAAUAUGUUUUGCGGCAUGGAGGAUCAGACAGGAAUUUGGCCAUGGUUAGAGCAACAGCAUUUCAAUUAAUGGGCUAAUCAGUCUAUUAAUUGACCUUAAAAUUGGUGGUUAUUUCAAUUUCUCUGCCUGUUUGGUACAAAGAGUUUGAUUAAUCCAAUAUAUGGAUUAUCAGUUAAUACCAUGUUUUAAUUUUAUGAGUUAAGUUAAUUCUUGUUUUGAUACUUAGGCUGGUAUACAAAGUAGCAAUUUGAUUGAGGAAUAAAGAAUUAUGCAUGGAUAAGUCAA
Messenger RNA from Olea europaea var. sylvestris, 1354 nucleotides. Its product is annotated as homeobox-leucine zipper protein ATHB-13-like. Gene Ontology annotation, cellular component: nucleus. The coding region runs from base 269 to 1138 and encodes 289 amino acids. The record is from RefSeq and is a predicted model, not a curated record. Gene Ontology annotation, biological process: positive regulation of DNA-templated transcription. Gene Ontology annotation, molecular function: DNA-binding transcription factor activity, RNA polymerase II-specific; sequence-specific DNA binding. The transcript is spliced from 3 exons. NCBI's taxonomy places the organism in Eukaryota, Viridiplantae, Streptophyta, Magnoliopsida, Lamiales, Oleaceae.